AUGUUAAUGGAAGACUGCCCCAUAAUCAGUAUUAAUGUUAGAGUUUGGCUGCUUUGGGCCUACGUCAAAAAGGUCAAAUGGUACGUUUAUCUAGUUGGAUGUAUACCAGUGGCGGCGUUGAAUUUGUUCAUGUUUCUGAACCUUUUCGAUGGAGUUUUGUCUGGGAAGGCUGAUAUCAAUACGAUCAUCAUAGAUGGAUUUUUUACGGUCUUGUACUUCAACCUGGUGCUGCGAGCCUCGUUUCUAAUGGCCAACAGAGAAAAAUUUGAAGCUUUUUUGAACGGAAUAGCAACGGAAUAUGAAAACUUGGAGAGAGAACCAAUAACGCGUCCAAUCGUGGAGCUCUACACUCGCCGAGGAAGGAUCCUAUCGAAAUCCAACCUGUGGCUGGGCUUGAUCAUCAGUGUGUUCUACGUCAUGUAUCCGCUGUUCUCUCCGGGGAAGAAGCUCCCGUACGGAAUCUACAUUCCCGGGGUCGACGUUUACCAGAGUCCUUGCUAUGAAGUUGUUUACGUGGUGCAGGUCUAUCUGACCUUUCCUGCAUGCUGCAUGUACAUUCCCUUCACGAGCUUUUUCUGCACCAGUGCCCUCUUUGGGUUGGUUCGAAUUUCUGCCCUCAAAUUAUCUCUUGAAAGAAUCCAGGAACACAAUAGUUCGGAAAAAUCUCUGCUGAACAAAAUGAAGGAAUGUUUUCAGUAUCAUAAAGAUGUGAUCAAAUAUGUUACAGAUCUCAACGAGCUUGUUACCUAUAUAUUUUUACUGGAAUUCCUGUCCUUUGGAACGAUGUUGUGUAUCCUACUGUUCUUGUUAAGUAUAAGUAAACAGCUAGCUCAAAUGGGAAUGAUAGCCUCGUACGUUUUCAUGAUAUUGUCCCAGAUGUACGGUCUCUAUUGGCAUUCGAAUGAAGUUCGGGAACAGAGUAUGCAAAUUGGUGAUGCAAUCUACUACAACGAGUCCUGGAUUUCGUUUGCCAAAUCUGUAAGGAGGGAAAUCAUCAUAAUGGUGGCUAGGGCACAGCGCCCACUUGCGAUUAAAGUUGGAAACGUUUACCCUAUGACGCUGGAAAUGUUCCAAUCGCUGCUGAAUGUUUCGUAUUCUUAUUUCACGCUACUGAAGCGUGUCUAUAAUUGAAAUAUUGAUUAGAGAAGGUUUUGCUUAUCGAAAAGUAAAAGCACAAUUGAAUAUUUCUGACCAUUUCAAAACUAAUUUACAAGAAUUUGUGUAAUUUUCGUGUGUUUGGAUUAGUAAUGAUCACAUGUCAAUCAAAUGGCAAACUACUAACUAAUGUUUAGAAAGAAACUAAAUUUCAACUUCAAGGAAUUAUACCGAUUC
Uranotaenia lowii is the source of this 1332-nucleotide messenger RNA. Its product is annotated as odorant receptor Or2-like. Bases 1 to 1131 code for a protein of 376 amino acids. Gene Ontology annotation, biological process: detection of chemical stimulus involved in sensory perception of smell; sensory perception of smell. Gene Ontology annotation, cellular component: plasma membrane. NCBI's taxonomy places the organism in Eukaryota, Metazoa, Arthropoda, Insecta, Diptera, Culicidae. The record is from RefSeq and is a predicted model, not a curated record. Gene Ontology annotation, molecular function: odorant binding; olfactory receptor activity. The transcript is spliced from 6 exons.